CCCGCGCCCAGGGAAGCCCCGAUGCUGGCCAAGAGGAAGCCGGUGCUGCCGGCGCUCAACAUCACCCCGUCCGUCGCCGAGGGCCCGUCCCCGACCAGCGAGGGCGCGUCCGAAGCGAACCUGGCAGAUCUGCAGAAAAAGUUAGAAGAGCUAGAACUCGAUGAGCAGCAGAAGAAGCGGCUGGAAGCUUUCCUCACCCAGAAGGCAAAGGUGGGGGAGCUGAAGGAUGAUGACUUUGAGAGGAUCUCCGAGCUGGGAGCUGGCAAUGGCGGGGUGGUCACCAAAGUACAGCAUAGACCCUCAGGGCUCAUCAUGGCCCGAAAGUUGAUUCACCUAGAGAUCAAACCAGCAAUCCGGAACCAGAUUAUCCGUGAACUCCAAGUCCUACAUGAAUGCAAUUCUCCAUACAUCGUGGGUUUCUAUGGUGCCUUUUAUAGUGAUGGAGAGAUUAGCAUCUGCAUGGAGCACAUGGAUGGAGGCUCUCUGGAUCAAGUAUUGAAAGAGGCCAAGAGAAUUCCUGAAGAAAUCUUGGGGAAAGUUAGCAUUGCGGUUCUUCGGGGUUUGGCUUAUCUAAGAGAGAAACACCAGAUUAUGCACAGAGAUGUAAAACCUUCUAAUAUUUUGGUCAACACUCGGGGAGAGAUCAAACUCUGUGACUUCGGAGUGAGUGGGCAACUCAUUGACUCUAUGGCAAAUUCCUUUGUAGGAACCCGAUCCUACAUGUCUCCGGAGCGGUUACAAGGCACCCACUACUCAGUCCAGUCAGAUAUCUGGAGCAUGGGCCUGUCCCUAGUAGAGCUGUCCAUUGGACGGUAUCCGAUUCCCCCACCAGACUCCAAGGAACUAGAAGCGAUAUUUGGUCGGCCCAUGGUCGAUGGGGCAGAAGGAGAACCUCACAGCAUCUCGCCACGGCCACGACCCCCAGGCCGCCCCAUCAGUGGUCAUGGGAUGGACAGUCGGCCUGCCAUGGCCAUCUUUGAGCUAUUGGACUAUAUUGUUAAUGAGCCUCCACCUAAGUUGCCGAAUGUUGUUUUCACACAAGAUUUCCAGGAGUUUGUAAAUAAAUGCUUAAUUAAAAACCCAGCCGAGAGGGCAGAUCUGAAGAUGCUGAUGAAUCACACUUUUAUCAAACGGUCAGAAGUGGAAGAAGUGGAUUUUGCAGGCUGGUUAUGUAAAACUCUGAGGUUGAACCAGCCCAGCACUCCCACACGCACUGCCAUGUGAUGGGGAAGCAGGCUGUCCUGUGUCCGUCGUCUGUCUCCCUGUCCAUCACUGUUUCCUGCCCUUUGGGCUAAAGACAAUCUCCUCCCCGGUUCCUUCUUCCCUCCCUACUCCUUGCCCCCACCCCCAUCCUCCAUCUCCCUUCCCCACUUCGACCCUGACCUGGACAACACCAUCGCAGGAAAUGUCUAUUGCCCCUUAUGAACAAGCCAAAACCAGCUUGCUUUAUUUUGUUAUUUCUCCUGCACGCCUACUCCAGUCCAGUGCAGCUCUUUCUCUCAUAUUUGGGAAUUGUGGUGCUCCUGUUGUUCACUUAAGGUUUUUUAAAAAGGAAAAAAAGAGGCAGGGGAAGCAAACUUUGUACAUCAUGCUUGUCCUCCUUCAUUGGGUGUUUGUCCUUCCUUUGAAUCCACAGGUUGAGGGGCUUACAGAAGCCCAGCCCUAGAAGGUCUACAGAUCGCUGGGUGGUAGAGCCAGACUGAAGGAGGACAAAGGGUGGAGUUUAGAGAUCUGUGUAGCUUCUUUGAAAAGGAACAAGUGACAUUGUAAAUCCUUGGUGGUAGCUUGUUGAGCAGGCCAAAGAAAGGGCUUUGCCUGUUGGUUUUUAGUGGUCACCUACCCCCUGUGUUUCUGUCCUACCCUAUGGUGGUUUUGAUCAUGUUACAAGGUGUCAGAAUCAAUGAAAAUUAUUUGAGUUAGAGAUAUAGCAAAACCCUAUUCCCUCCUCUCCCCUUAGAUCCUCUCUCUCCUCAUUCAGGACCUGGCAGAAAGGUCUUUCCAGAAGAUUGCCACUAACUUAAGCAGGUUGAUGUUAGAGGGCUGCUUCACUCCACUUCUAUUCCUUUAGGGAAAAAAGUUUUGACUUGAUCUCCCCUUGGAUGAGUUUAUAUCCAGCUUUCUAGAGAGGAAAUGUCAGUGUGAUUUAUAAAAACCUAACCUCUACAGUAAAUAAAAAUGCAUCCAAAUUUUUAGCAGGUGUUCAGGAGCAGGUCUGGCUCCUUGACCUUUCCCAGCCCACCCUGACCCUGCUUCUCUUGCACAGCACACACAGGGACCUCAAAUCAUUCACAUUCAGCCAGAUGGAAUUUAGAUCUGCUGUAACUUGGGACCCAGCAUGCCCUUCUUUACCCAGGCAAGAUUGGUUUUAUCUAGUCAUAGUUAACCCUUUAAAAAUCAUCCUUUGAGUGUCAGAAAUGUGAUGCCUGGCCUCCCUGACGCAGUGAGAGGCAGAGUAUUGAAUGAACAAGAGAUGCCACCACCCUUCCCUCGAUGGCAGACCAACUUCUUCAGUGCUAAGUCACCCCUGAGGCAGCUUGUUUGGGAGCAGUGGACUGUGAGGGGUGUUUUCUGGGCUCUGAUUCUUCCCUGAAGAUGCUGAGGUCUGAGAGAUUUGUUCCCUUCAUUUCUUCCUAGCAUAAGCCAAUGUUAAUCUGCCUGUGUACCAGUUGCAUGCAAGUAGCUUUAAAAGAAUGGUACUUGUCAUGACCCAGGUGAUCAUCAUUUGUGUGAAGAAAAGGAAGUGAAUAUUCCCAAGAAUCCCUCUCCCCUUUUUUUUUUAAGUGGCUCAAAGUCGUUCUGUGUGCAGAUUAGUUAAAGGAACUUUGGAACUGAAAAAGAGAAAGACUGGGUGAGGAAGAGAUCUCAGUGGAAAAACGGGGAGCUCUCAGUGGGUAAAUUUUGCAAAGAAACAUUGAAAUGUGAUGUAAGCAAAAACUGUGUUACAGAGCCAUUCAAAAGUAGAAUGGACUGCCUCAGGACGCAAUGAGUUCCUCAUCCCUGAAGAUCUUCAUCCAAAGGCUGCACAGUUAUCUGUUAUAUAUGUUGUGGAGGGGAUUCUUUUCAAUUAUGGGUUGGACUAGAUACCACCUGAGGACGUUUGCAAUCCUGUAAUUCUGCAAUUUUGGCCUCCUGGGUUAGAGCUCAGUGCUGUACUAGUCCCUCUGUGUAACCCCUGAACCUAGAGGGUAAACUCCUCAAGUGAUGUCAGGCUUUAAAUAACUAAGCACGUUGGCUCUGUGCCUACAUACUUUCUGGGCCCUCCUCGGAAAACCAGCUUUACAUCCCCCCCUGACCCAUUCUCACGUUUUUCCCCCCCCCCCCCCCCCCCCCAGUAAACAAAGGAGAGGCUACUUUUAUUCUUAAUCUGAUUCUGACCAGUAACUAGAACAUUAUUCUGAUUUUUGUCCUUCAGGGACUGAAGCAUAUACAGUGUUGCGGGUUUUAAAAACAAACCUCUCCCAUGUUCUCAAGCUUCUGUUGUGUAGGUAACCAGGCUCCCUUAGGAGCAUCCCUCAGAGGGGACGCCUGAUGUGUAGGACUGGUCUAUGCAUUAUUAACACAUGCUUGAGUUUCUCAGCCAUGCCUUCUUUUAAGGGCAUUGAGCUUUUCUCUCUCCCAAACAGAAGCGUCAGGAAUUAGGGUUAAGAGCUAGGUGAGCCUGGGGCCUGAAUACUGGCCUGUCCAGGCUUCCCAGGAGAAGCAGUAUGAUAGUGGAAAGAAGGCCAAGGGGCAGCUAGGUGGCACAAUGGAUAAAGCACAGGCCCUGAAGUCAGGAGGACCGGAGUUUAAAUCUCUGGAUACUGACCUAGUGUGAUCUUGGGCGAGUCACUUAACCCCAAUUGCCUCGCCCCCAAAUGGGACCGAAUUGAUAAGUCUGAUUUCAGGCUCACCAUUGUGAACUGAAGUUAUUCUAAAUCCUAUGAAGUUCUCUGGAAGGAAAGUGAGACUCUGCAUUCCGUAGGCUCUGGAUGAAUAACAGCUCAAGCAUCUACAUCUGACCCUGUACUGUUGGUUAGGGCGUCCUGCUUUGCUGCUUAUGCUUAGAAUUCGAGCAGUGGAAGUGGCAGAACCUCCCCCGCCAUGCCAUCUACUGUAGCAGACUUCAUUCUGGGGAGGAGGAGGUGGCCUGAGGUCUCAGAUUCGGUUUUUCAGUCAAUUUGGGUCUGACUUAAAACCUGAAGUACUGACCUGGCCAGGCAGGAACUGUGAGUCGUCCCUGGAGCCUUGGGGGAGAAGGGGUGCAGGGAGACCAGUUGGACACCAGAGACUUGUAGUGUGCAGUGAAGUGUGUAUUUCAUGGCAGCAGAAUGAUUAUUACUCUUCUAUUCCCUUCCCCUGUGGUGCCUCAGUUACCCCAUCUGUAAAAUGGGGAUAAUAAUACUUGCACUACCUACCUCACAGGGUUGUUGUGGGGAAAGUGCUUUGUAACGCUUAAAGCACUAUAGAAAUGUGAGUUAUUAUUCCUGCCCCUAUCCCCUCAAAAAAAAGAUCCCCCAAUUUUAUUGUCCUUUAAUCUGCAACUCCUAAUUCUGUUAGAUCUGUCAGAAAGGGAGGGGCUUUUAGUGGGGACAAAUUGCUACUGGCGCAUGGCUGUCUGAGAUCCAAGAAGAGGCGUGGACUGUCCAUUAACAGGUUGGCAAAGUGUGAUAACUUAGCAAAGGGGUACCCUUUUUUGCCUUCUCAUCCCCAUCAUGCUGCUGAUUUUGUGAUUCAUAUAUGCUGGUGUGUGUGGUUUGUUUUUUAAGAAAAUUAUAAUGGAUUGUGCUUUUAUUUUGUUUAUUUAGUUUGCAGUGUUUCUAGCCCAGAAAUCCUUUAACUUUGCCCAGGAAUUUUAGGUAGACUGCAGUGCUAACUCAAGUCUUUGUAGAAGCUGGAAGACCUACUGUCUCUCCCACAGAUCUGAAUUCAUUCCGGUUUCUUUUCCCCUCUUGAAUGAGGUUACUUUUGCCCUCUCGUGAGAGCUUCAGCCUUUCCCGGACCCAAAGGACAGCGUUGUAGCUCUCUCUGUAUUAAAGGCCCUGGGGAGAUUCCACCCCAGGCACUCCAAUCUGAUGGACUUCUUAACCAGGAAUUGGAUGUUAAAACUGGUUAGUUUGGGGGAGGGGAAGAGGAAAGUGAGCUGUUAAUCUCCCUAAUUUGAGGAUUCUUGACUUUAGACAUUUCUGGGCUUAGAGAUUGAAUAUCUUGUACAGACAUGGGGUGGGGAGAGGUUUUUCUAAAAUACGAAUGAAUCUGUGCAAUUGCGUGAUUGAAAUGACUACUGGCGUCCAGGGUUGUAUGGGUCUAAACACACCUGGGAAUUCUGAAACUCACAACUAGUUGUGAGGAUUUUAUUUUAAAAAUUAGGUCGGAAACUCCAGUCCUAAAACUGUAAUAUCUUGGGGUUGGUUCCACCCUACCCCGUAGUUGUUGGUAUUUUUUGUGCUUGGUUUUGAAGGGGAAGGAGAAAGUAUCAAACAUUUUGUUGGUGCAAAUUUUUUUUUAACUCGAUAUUUUCAUCAUAAAUAAAUGGCACUUUACAUGA
Vombatus ursinus (common wombat) is the source of this 5524-nucleotide messenger RNA. It is a transcript of the gene MAP2K2, whose product is annotated as mitogen-activated protein kinase kinase 2. Lineage: Eukaryota; Metazoa; Chordata; Mammalia; Diprotodontia; Vombatidae. Gene Ontology annotation, molecular function: protein kinase activity; ATP binding. Gene Ontology annotation, biological process: protein phosphorylation. The record is from RefSeq and is a predicted model, not a curated record. Bases 22 to 1224 code for a protein of 400 amino acids. The transcript has 11 exons.